Molecule: messenger RNA, 777 nt
Organism: Protopolystoma xenopodis
Lineage: Eukaryota; Metazoa; Platyhelminthes; Monogenea; Polystomatidea; Polystomatidae
Source: the annotation of a GenBank genome assembly
AUGUAUUCUCUGGUUUUUACGCUUUACUAUUGCUACAAUUUUCUUUGUCUGGUCAAACUGCACCUUCAGUCAAGGCAGCUUAACGUUUUCUAUGCCUUUCAGGUGAGUGAGAUUAACCGGUCUGGCUUCUAUCAACAUGUCUGCGUCGAUCUAGACCUCUGCAACUUGGCUGUAAACACUUUGCUUAUGGCUAGCCGUGUGCCAGAACUCGAGGGUGCUAGUGUUACGUUUGACACUCUGUCCUCUGAAGAUCGACCUCUCGAUGUCCAGCUUACCGACAUCUCUGGUGGUCUUAAUCUGGGCGCAAACAUCACCAGUUAUGAUGAAACGGCUGCAUCAGGGGCUGCAUUUCGUGUACUUCGGUCAGUUAACUCAAUGGUUGCUGGCUGGGUGAAGGAUGUGACUCACUAUGGCAAUGCUCUUGCCGAUGAGCAAAUCGUACAUUUCUACCAAUGGCUCCGUUCACCUCGUUCUCUCCUCUAUGAUCCUGCACUCAGGCGUAGCCUACAGAAACUUAUGAAAAAGGUUUAUGUCAAGCUGGUGGAUGAGUUGCGCCAUCUGCAUGUGGAUGUCUUGCAUGCAAGUUUUAACCGACUCGUUGUCUGCUCUAGACGUACUGAUUUGGCUAGUGCACUGGCACGUGUUGAUAACCUCACUCGCUUGUUGCGCGGCCAACCUCUGUUUUCCCGACUUGACAUACAAUACGCCAACAGCUGGCGUCGCCUGAUUUGGAUGGAUCAGGCUAACUAUGCCGGAAUUAAGGUAAAUUGCUGGUGA